AUGGAGACCGAGGCGGAAAGCUUACCAGGGAAAAAAUCCCAAGGGGGGAAGAACGAAAAAGAUUUGCAAAGUUAUAUGGACGAACUGUGGGGGUUCGGCUCCAAUUCGGAAGAUGAAGAGGAGCACAUGGGAAAAAAGGAGGAAAGUGGAAAAGGGGUGGUGACCACCUCGGAGGAAUCGCAAGGAGAGGCGAAUGAUGAAUGGGGAGGUAAAAAGGUGAAGGAGUUUGUCCCUCGCAUGCUGCCUCAUCACAUGAAUAAGGAGGACGGUUCUGUUUUUACCGAUGACAAUGCCAUCUGUGCAAGUCACAAUGGUAGUACCUCCAGUGGAAACUGUAGCGAUGGGGAAGACAACCUAGCCACUGGGAAGAAAAACGUGGGGAACAAGAAGAAAAGGAAAAAGGGAAAAAAUGGCUCAAGUGAGGAUCUGACUGUCUUAUAUGAAAAGGACAACUUUUACCCAAUGAAUGAUAAAAAGAGGAAAAAAGAAGAGGAUAUGUGGACAGUUGCAAAGGGGACAAAGGGAAAUGUAGUGAACGAGAAGCUACAUCACUGGGACGGUGCAUCAUGUGGGGCACCAAAACAAAAAACGAAGAAGGAGACCCCUGAUGAAGCCACCAAACUAGUUAAAAAAAAUAUGUUUAAAGAAAAAAUGGAAGCGAAAAAAGACUUCAUGAAUGUGGUCCACGAAAUAAGAAAGCUGACUCUACCCCACUUGGAUAAAUUUCAAAGAAAAAUUGUGGAAAAUCAUCAAGUACAAAUGCUAGGAGGUAAAUUCGACAAGAGUCCCAAGGUGCAUUAUCCGGAACUCAUGUUUAGGAAGAAGUCAAUUAAGAAGUACAUUCAGCAGAGAAGAGAGAGGGAGAAAGUGAUGGGCGUGAAGACCCAGACCGGGAACUACAUUGACAUGCAGGACGUGAACAGGAUGAAGAAAAGGAUGAAGAGGGAGAAGAGUUCGUCGAAGUUGUUUUAA
Plasmodium fragile is the source of this 972-nucleotide messenger RNA. RefSeq lists its product as uncharacterized. Lineage: Eukaryota; Apicomplexa; Aconoidasida; Haemosporida; Plasmodiidae. The transcript has a single exon. The record is from RefSeq and is a predicted model, not a curated record. The coding region runs from base 1 to 972 and encodes 323 amino acids.